Exophiala aquamarina CBS 119918 is the source of this 1767-nucleotide messenger RNA. RefSeq lists its product as uncharacterized. Gene Ontology annotation, biological process: transmembrane transport. Gene Ontology annotation, molecular function: sulfate transmembrane transporter activity. The coding region runs from base 1 to 1767 and encodes 588 amino acids. The record is from RefSeq and is a predicted model, not a curated record. Gene Ontology annotation, cellular component: membrane. The transcript is spliced from 3 exons. Lineage: Eukaryota; Fungi; Ascomycota; Eurotiomycetes; Chaetothyriales; Herpotrichiellaceae.
AUGGUCACCAAAGGAGGAGUAGCCGAGGCUUAUCCCCGGGAAAAACUUGGUGUAAGCAAGAGCAGCCGGCGCCAAACAUGGUGGAAACUUGGUGGCAGGGACGUUAGCCAUAUCUCUGUCAACGAUGGAUAUGUCGACUCAGACGCGUAUUCCUUUGACGAGGGCGGUAACGACGCUGUUGUCAAAAAUGCCAACAACGUCUUCGACGCACCCGAAGCCUCACUUUACAAACCCGUGGAAGGCUUUGAAGGAACGCACCGAUUCGACCCGUCGGCAACAUGGACCCAGGCGGAAGAAAAGGCCCUCAUGAAAAAGCUUGACUGGCGGAUUGCACUUCCGGCCUGUAUCAUGUUCUUCGCACUUCAACUCGAUCGUGGCAACAUCGUCCAAGCACUCUCGGAUAACAUGCUCAGUGAGAGGUCCAACACCCCAUCUUUGAGUGACCGUUCUAACGUCUUCACAAAGGACCUGGGACUAACCACCGACCACUACAACAACGGCCAAACCUUCUUCUUCUACAGCUUCCUGUUCGCCGAGCUGCCCUCUCAGCUAAUCAGCAAGAAGCUUGGCCCAGACACAUGGAUCCCCAUCCAGAUGGUAUCGUGGAGUAUCGUCGCAGCAUCGCAGGCAGCAUUAUCAGGGGAAACCAGCUUUUACGUUUGCCGUGCCCUUCUCGGCCUGAUCGAAGGCGGCUUCAUUCCCGACACGAUUCUGUAUCUCAGCUACUUCUACAAGAACUCGGAGCUACCUAGGCGCCUAAGUUGGUUCUGGACAUCCUAUCAAUCGACCCAAGUCGUUGGAGCAUUCCUGGCGUAUGGCAUUCUCCACUUGAGGGGACACAGCGGCUUGCACGAAGGCUGGCGGCGCCUUCACUGGCCUCAUCGGCAUUCUGACCUGGCUGUACCUACCAGCUUCCCCAACCCAAACGGCACGACACGGAAUCAAGGGCCUCCUCCGGCCGAAAAACGGCUGGUUCAACGAGCGCGAGGAGAUCAUCAUCGUGACUCGAAUUCUGCGGGACGACCCAGGCAAGGCGGCCAUGCACAACCGACAGGGCAUCAGCGGGCAGCUGUUCUGGGAGGCCAUCACCGACUACGACCUGUGGCCUCUCUACCUGAUCGGCCUGUCGUGGACCAUCCCAUCCACCCCGCCGCAAGCCUACAUCACACUGGCCUCAAAGCCCUUGGCUUCGACUCCUUCGAGACCAACCUUCUCACCAUCCCAGCAUACGUGCUCUUCAUCCUGCAGCUCCUCUUCUGGACCUGGGUCUCCGAGCGCAUCAACCAGCGCAUCCUACUCGGCGUGAUCGGCCAGAUCUGGUGCCUACCGCUGCUCGUCGCGCUCGUGGCACUGCUGUCCGUCUUCCACAACUCCAACUGGUCGAAGUGGGUCCUCUCGACCCUACUGGUUGGCUAUCCCUACGUCCACGCCAUCCUGGUGGCGCUGACGUCGCGCAAUUCCGGUACAGUGCGCACGCGGACGGUAGGCCCCUCGCUGUACAACAUGGCCGUCCAGACGUCCAACAUCGUCUCGUCGCAGAUCUAUCGCGCAGAUGAUAAGCCUUAUUACUACCACGGCAACAAGGUGCUGUUGGGGAUUGUGGCGUGGAAUAUCGUUGUGUUUGUCUUUGCUAAAGCCUACUAUGUCCGCAAGAACAACCAGCGUGACCGUAUUCGGGAUAGCAUGUCUCGGGAGGAGAGGGUUCAUUAUUUGGCGACGACUACCGAUCAGGGGAAUAAGAGAUUGGACUUCAGAUUUGCGUCUUGA